Molecule: messenger RNA, 2043 nt
Organism: Porites lobata
Lineage: Eukaryota; Metazoa; Cnidaria; Anthozoa; Scleractinia; Poritidae
Source: the annotation of a GenBank genome assembly
AUGGAUAUAAAGACCUUGCUGGACAAUCUUCAUGAUGAAGUAUCCUGUUCUGUGUGUAUGUGUACAUUUACUGAUCCAAAGCAGUUGCCUUGUUUGCACAGUUUCUGUCUUCACUGCCUGAACGGAAUUCAACGAACGAGUGGCGUCCAUGGCAAAAUUGUAUGCCCUGAGUGCAGGAGACAGUUUCAGAUUUCUGGGAGUGGAAAUCCCAGCGAACUGCCCACCAAUUUUCGAAUAAAUAGUUUGUUAGAUGUCUUGGCAAUCAAAGAGUGUAGUACAGUCAACGUCAAAUGCAGAAACUGCGAGAAACGGAGCGCCCAGACCUUAUAUUGUUUCCAGUGUUGUUCCUUCUGGUGUGAAGAAUGUGUUGUAGCACAUAACUUAAUUCGAGAAAAUAAAGACCACAGAACGCUAGCACUGAAAGAUUUUCAAGAUCAAGACAUCCAGGCUGUAUUAGAGCGACCUUCAUUUUGUCAGAAGAAACACCAUGAAAAAGAAGAGCUGAAGUUCUUUUGCAAGGACUGUAAAGUCGCCAUUUGCAACACUUGUGCCGUAACGCUUCAUGAAGGUCAUGGUAAGAUGCCCUUGCAAGAAGCUACCGAUGAGCGCAAAACACAAAUCAACUCCAUCAUUCGAUCUUUGAAAGACAAAGUAUUGGAAACACGACAGGAAGUCGAACAAUUCAACCAAAAACGAAUCGCAGUUCAAUCGAAAGUAACCGAAGUAAAAAGCCAAGUGCAGUCUUGUGUAGAUCAAAUUAUUGCAAUCAUCGAAGCGAGGAAACAAGAUGUUUUUGAUGCAGUCGAAAAUCAAGCAAAGAAAUCACUGGAAUCUCUCUUACAGAAAAAAGACGAAGUGGAAAAACGAGUGAAACUAAUUGAAUCAGCAAUUGAACAAACUGAAACUCUGUUGGAACGAAGCUUUAGUACUGAAAUCCUGGGAUUCAGUGAAACAUUUGAUACAAUCCUACAGGAACAGGGCCCCCAACAAAACCGUGACACUGAAUGUAUUCCUCGGUUUAGUUUUACUAAAAGUGAAAAACCGAUUAAUUUGUUAAGCAGUGAAGGAAUAGGUAAUUUAAAAACUGCUUUUAGCGAAACUAAAGUACAAGCAACUAUAGGUAAAGAAAGUAGUAAAGUAAUUGCUGGGAAUAAAGCGACAAAUGUUUGUGACAGACGUCCUUUUAAGGCUCUGGUACAAACUAGACGCUUCAGAUCUGUGUUGUCAUUUGGACAAAAAGGUAAGUCUGUUGGAAUGCUUUCGAAGCCCCGGGGAUUGGCAGUGAAUGAUCAGGAUGAAAUUGCUGUGGCUGACUUUUGGAACGACAGGGUUUCAGUGUUUAGUAGUGACGGUACCCACUUAAGAUCGUUUGGUAGAAGGGGUAAAAAAAAUGGUGAGUUUAUAUUCCCUGCAGGGAUCGCUGUCGAUAAUCAUGGUAAUAUUGUAGUGGCAGACAAAAAUAACCACAGCGUGCAAGUCUUUGAUAGUAGUGGUAACUUUCUUAGAAAGUUUGGUGAAGAAGGAAUUCUUGAUCACCAACUUAGGAACCCUGCAGGUUUAUCAGUAAACGGUAACGGUGAUAUUAUUGUUGCUGAUGAUGGUAACAAAUUAAUCAAGAUAUUCUCUUCUAGUGGGGAGUAUUUACGUAAAUUUGGUGGAGCAAGUACUUUUGUCAGUCCCUAUCACUGUAUCCAACACGGUCAAUAUUUUAUAGUCUCAGACUGGGGGGAUCAUUCCAUUAAAAUAUUUGAUCUGGAGGGAACGUUUAUUUCUAAAUUUGGAAAACUAGGAAACAAGGAUGGUGAGUUCAAAAGUCCCUGUUACUUGUCAGUUAACAAAGAAGGUUUGUUAAUGGUCUGUGAUGGAAAUAAUCACAGAGUUCAGGUUUUUGAACUUAAUGGAACGUUUAUUACAAAGUUUGGGAGUAAAGGUAGGAAGAUAGGAGAGUUUAAUGCUCCAAGGUCUACCGCAAAUCUUAGUGAUGGAAGAAUAGUUGUAUCUGACAUGGACAACAACCGAAUCCAGAUUUUUGACAAGGUAUAA